AGCCCCUAACUUGUUUCCUACCCCAUCCAAGGGGCUCAUAGUCCACUAAAGGUAAAAAGGGAAAGGAUUACACUGAGGCAGUUGACAUCAAUUCCUCUGGGAUGCGGAGGAGGUGGGAGAUGAUUGACGGGCUCUCUGUGGAACGCUCACGGUACUAAGACAUCGUCAUCGACAUCAUCAUCAUCGACAACAAUAACAACAACAACAUGAACUCCUCAUCAGGCAACCUUCACAGCAAACACCUUCCUUCGGAGACAGAGCGAGGUCCGAGGAUUCCAGAUAUGGACACAGCCCAUCAACUUAAAGUAAGAGAGAGGCAGCGUUUCUUUGAGGAAGUCUUUCAACACGAUGUUGACGUCUACCUGUCCUCAGCACACCUUUCGAUUAGAGACUACACGAGACCACCUAUUGGUAGCAUCUCAUCUAUGGAAGUGAAUGUGGACAUGCUGGAACAGAUGGAGCUGAUUGACAUCUCUGACCAGGAGGUUUUGGAUGUCUUCUUGAGCUCUGGGGGAGAGGAUAAUGUCCUGAACUCCACAAUGUCCGUCAAUGCCAACAACAACCCUGAGGGAGUCAUCACUAAUGGACUCCUUCGACAUGUCCUUGAAGGUUUUGACUCCAAAUCCCGCGUGUCGUCCACAACUUCAAAUUCUUCUUCUGACAGCCAUAUUACUAAUGCCAAUCUAGGUGACACUUGUGGAGUCAUGUCACAGGAUUGUGUCACAUGUACCAACACCGUCAAGAGAAUAGCAUCACCACAAGAAAGAGAGGAGAAAAGUCUGACCUCAUCAUCUCUGUAGAAAGUAGGCUCCCUUCACCAGACCGCCACCUGCAGCCAUAAUAAGAACUGUAUCUCUACGCCACAAACAUCACUGCUCUUAGCGUUUAAUUGUUUUAGGAUGGGUUUUGGGUGGAUUAGAGAGGUAGGAAUUAUAGACUGUGGGCAUUCAUUUAUACCUGUGUCGUUGCAGUAAACAAAAUACGGUCAUAAAAUAUCA
Phycodurus eques (leafy seadragon) is the source of this 998-nucleotide messenger RNA. Its product is annotated as dysbindin-like. The transcript is spliced from 4 exons. The coding region runs from base 207 to 800 and encodes 197 amino acids. The record is from RefSeq and is a predicted model, not a curated record. NCBI's taxonomy places the organism in Eukaryota, Metazoa, Chordata, Actinopteri, Syngnathiformes, Syngnathidae. Gene Ontology annotation, biological process: negative regulation of protein kinase activity. Gene Ontology annotation, cellular component: cytoplasm.